This is a messenger RNA of Paramuricea clavata, 675 nucleotides long. The record is from the annotation of a GenBank genome assembly. NCBI's taxonomy places the organism in Eukaryota, Metazoa, Cnidaria, Anthozoa, Malacalcyonacea, Plexauridae.
AUGUUUCACACUGAUAAGGGGACGGAGUUUAUCAAUAGACAGUUUCAAACCUUUUUGAAGAAACAUGGCAUUCGAUUUUUUACGACGUACAACGAAACCAAGGCAUCGAUUGUCGAAAGGUUUAAUCGCACGCUUAAGACGAAAAUGUGGAAAUACUUUACAGCGAACAAUACGCUCAAAUACGUGGACAUUCUCCAGAAACUGAUCAAAUCUUAUAAUCAUUCUCGACAUCGUAGUAUUGGUAUGAGACCAGUAGAUGUGAAUAAAGGCAACGAGAAUAUUGUGUGGCAAACACUCUACGGGAAGGAAUCCAAAAAAUCAACCCAGUUUAAGUUUAGCAUUGGCGACCAAGUCCGGAUUAGUAAAGCAAAGCGAACAUUUAAGAAAGGAUACUUGCCCAAUUGGACUGAAGAAGUGUUUACGGUAACGAAACGCGUACCUCGGCGACCAUCUGUGUACAAGAUUGCAGAUUAUGACGGUGAAGAACUGGAUGGAACAUUUUACGAGCAGGAACUUCAGAAAGUCAACAAAUCAGACAGUGACUAUUAUAGAGUAGAAAAAGUAAUAAGAUCACGCAUGCAUAAUAAACGUAAAGAGUAUUAUGUAAAAUGGUUGGGUUACCCUGACAAGUUUAAUUCUUGGGUACAAGCAGAGAGUGUAAAAGAUCUGAAAUAA